CUGCAAAAAGGCAUGGAUGUAACAGGGAAUAUUAUCAAAGCUGCUCAAAUGGUUUUGAGGUUACAGUUUCAAGUUCAAGGUUUACAAAGUACUACUCUUCCCAGUCUCUGCUGGGCAACUCCAUGCCUGAUGGUGUGUUCUCCAUUCAAACACUUUAAACAGGAGCUCACCAUUGGAUUUGUAGUGCACGUCGUCCUGGAGGUCCAUUGCAAUUAUUUGACAGUUGAGCCUCAGACACUAGAGAUUGAACUUCAACUGGCAAAUAUCUACAGUCACAACAAUCCAAAUCCUCUAUUCGUGUAGAAAUUGUGCCUGUUCAACAGCAAGAAAUCCAUAGCUGUGGCCUUUUGCCUAUCGCCUAUGCAAAUGAACUCUUUUACAACAGUAAACCUGAAUCUGUGCACUUUGAUCAGCACAAGAUGAAUGAGCACCUCAUUGAAUGUGUAAAUGAGGAACACUUUCGACCAUUUCAUAAGUCUAAAAGUAUUCACACAAUACUCAGGCCCACUCGCUGCUUC
Messenger RNA from Geodia barretti, 518 nucleotides. NCBI's taxonomy places the organism in Eukaryota, Metazoa, Porifera, Demospongiae, Tetractinellida, Geodiidae. The record is from the annotation of a GenBank genome assembly.